Molecule: messenger RNA, 1476 nt
Organism: Tripterygium wilfordii
Lineage: Eukaryota; Viridiplantae; Streptophyta; Magnoliopsida; Celastrales; Celastraceae
Product: putative lipid phosphate phosphatase 3, chloroplastic
Exons: 9
Coding region: 192-1265 (357 amino acids)
Biological process (GO): phospholipid metabolic process
Molecular function (GO): phosphatidate phosphatase activity
Source: RefSeq, a predicted model, not a curated record
UAUUUUUUUUCUGAAGUUCUGGAUAAACUUCUUCAUUUAUAUAUAUAUAUAAUAUGCAGUGAACCAGAGAAAUUGGUGUUGAAAGCUUUCUUUGUGACGAUUUCUGGGAUUAUUUUUCCGCUACCAUUGUAAAUAAAUAAAACACCAGUGUUUGCAUCGUUUUAUGGGUUGGGUUUGAUUUGCUUGAUUAAAUGCCUUGGUGGGAUUUGGAAUCUCUCUCUGGUGUUAGGAACUUGAGGAUCAUCUUUCAGGAUGUAUCAAGCAAGACGCUGAAGCCCACUGAAUUGCCUCUAAUAGAACACCAGAACGAAGAGGAUAUGACAAGGGAGGUCCAGCUUGGCUCGCAUACUUUUAAGUCACAUGGAGUUACAGUUGCGAGGACUCACCGGCAUGACUGGCUUAUAUUCCUGCUUCUUGUGUUGAUAGAGAUCAUUCUGAAUAUCAUCCAUCCAUUUUAUCGUUUUGUUGGGAAGGAUAUGAUGACUGAUCUUAAAUACCCCUUAAAAAGUAAUACAAUUCCUGUUUGGGCAGUCCCUCUUUAUGCAGUUGUGUUACCAGUGGCGAUUAUUCUUGUUGUGUAUUUCCGUCGGAGAGAUGUUUAUGAUCUUCAUCAUGCCAUUUUGGGCCUCCUAUAUUCGGUUCUAGUGACAGCUGUAAUUACAGAUGCAAUAAAAGAUGCAGUUGGUCGACCUAGACCAGACUUCUUCUGGCGUUGUUUUCCUGAUGGAAAGGAUUUUUAUGAUGCAUUGGGAAACGUUAUAUGUCAUGGCAGCAAAAGUGUCAUAAAAGAAGGGCACAAGAGUUUCCCGAGUGGUCAUACCUCAUGGUCUUUUGCUGGUCUAGGUUUUCUGUCACUGUACUUAUCUGGGAAGAUACAGGCAUUUGAUCGUAGAGGCCAUGUUGCCAAACUAUGCAUUGUUUUCCUUCCAAUACUUUUUGCAUCUCUUGUUGCCAUUUCUCGAGUGGAUGACUACUGGCAUCACUGGCAGGAUGUCUUUGCUGGUGGUUUACUAGGGCUCAUAGUAGCUACAUUUUGUUAUCUGCAAUUCUUCCCACCGCCAUAUCAUGCUGAAGGUUGGGGGCCUUAUGCAUACUUUCGAGUUUUGGAAGAGUCGCGUGGAGCGAAUACCGCUAACCAGGCAAUUGCACCGGCUAUGGAGCCUCAGUUUGAGAACCAACAAGAAGAAAGCAGCGAUGGGUUUAUGGGGCUACAUUUGGCACCGAAUUCUAAUCCCACAUUAGAAGAUAUAGAAUUGGGAAAGUAAGUUUUGUGGAUUUCUUGCUUGUAGCAUCUUUCAGCAGGCUUAAAGUGAAUCAGGCAUGCAGAAGAACAUUUUCUUUUUGUUUGACAUGGAUUAUGUUCCAAAAUUAUUGUCUUUUAAAAGGCAAGCAAGCAUGGUAUGAUUGGUGUCAGUAGUAGUUUUGCACUAUAUUGAAUUCUCAACACAGCAAACUUGAAGUUUGAUUCAUUAUGUA